UUUCCCUCUCAUAGUCAAAGGAAGGAUUGAUUCCUUUGGGAAGAGACACAAAUCACUUCAAUUUGAUCAAGAGGGCUAAGGAUACAGCCUCCUCUUGAUUUAGCCACUUUUGAGUUUCUUUCUUUUUUGUCCUGACAAAGAAAAAUCGGAAAAAAUAAGAAGACGAGAGGAGAAAAGUUGUUAGGUCAUGAUGACAUUUGAUAUGAGAUCUGCUUGAUCGCACCAGCUGCUCCCAGGAAACAUUAUCGGCAGCACAGAAAAGACGUCUUGCUUUUUGUUUCCACUUUGCGUCUUGGUGACACCGGGAUCUGUCCUGGUUUCCAAACUCCUUCCCAUCUCUCUCUCUCUUUCUCUCAAGCGCGCGCGCGCUCUCUCUCUCUCUUUUACGCACGGGAGGUGGGCACCUGAGAACACUACCAACGGGAAGAGAGUGCGAAAGAUCCCGGUUUCAUGUUUGGGAUUCAGGAGAGCAUCCAAAGGAGUGGGAGUAUUUUGAAAGAGGAGCCCAUCGGAGCCGGCAUGAACGCAGUCCGAACAUGGAUGCAAGGCGCCGGGGUGCUGGAUGCGAACACGGCCGCGCAGAGUGGAGUGGGACUGGCCCGGGCGCACUUCGAGAAACAGCCGCCUUCAAAUCUUCGCAAAUCCAACUUCUUCCACUUCGUUUUAGCCCUUUAUGACCGACAAGGACAGCCGGUGGAAAUUGAGAGAACCUCUUUUGUCGGAUUUGUGGAAAAAGAGAAGGAGACUACAGGAGAAAAGACAAACAAUGGCAUACAUUACAGACUGCAACUUCUCUACAGCAACGGCAUCAGAACAGAGCAGGAUUUUUAUGUAAGACUAAUUGACUCCAUGACUAAACAGGCCAUCAUAUAUGAAGGUCAGGACAAGAAUCCGGAGAUGUGCCGUGUGCUCCUGACUCAUGAAAUCAUGUGCAGCCGCUGUUGUGACAAAAAGAGUUGCGGGAAUCGCAACGAGACACCCUCGGAUCCCGUCAUCAUCGACAGAUUUUUUCUCAAGUUUUUCCUGAAAUGCAAUCAGAACUGCCUGAAGAAUGCAGGAAAUCCACGGGACAUGCGGCGCUUUCAGGUGGUUGUGUCGACGACAGUGAGCGUAGAAGGACAUGUUCUGGCUGUUUCGGAUAAUAUGUUUGUGCACAACAACUCCAAACAUGGCAGAAGAGCUCGGCGACUGGACCCGUCAGAGGGAACACCAUCAUAUCUGGAACACGCUGCACCUUGUAUCAAAGCCAUCAGUCCCAGUGAAGGCUGGACAACAGGAGGUGCUACUGUUAUCAUCAUCGGAGACAACUUCUUUGACGGGCUGCAGGUCAUCUUCGGAACCAUGUUAGUCUGGAGUGAGCUCAUCACACCUCAUGCCAUCAGAGUUCAGACCCCUCCACGUCACAUCCCCGGGGUCGUAGAGGUCACGCUCUCCUAUAAGUCCAAACAGUUUUGCAAAGGCACACCAGGAAGAUUCAUCUACACAGCUCUGAAUGAACCCACCAUAGACUACGGUUUUCAGCGGUUACAGAAGGUGAUACCUCGGCAUCCAGGAGACCCUGAACGCUUGCCAAAGGAAGUGAUUUUGAAGAGAGCAGCAGAUCUAGUGGAAGCACUUUAUGGAAUGCCUCAUAACAACCAGGAAAUCAUUCUUAAGCGAGCAGCAGACAUUGCUGAAGCUCUGUACAAUGUGCCACGAAACCACAACCAGCUCACCGGCCUCACCAACAGCUCCGUCCAUGCAAGCAUGAUGGGAGUGAACUCCUUCACUGGACAGCUCGCCGUUAACGUCUCAGAGUCGUCACAGGGUGGAAACCAGGGUUUCAGUCGUAACACGAGUAGCGUAUCACCACACGGAUAUGUGCCCAGUUCUACCCCUCAGCAGAGCAGUUACAGUACGGUAUCCACCAGCAUGAACGGCUACGGCAACAGCGGCAUGACCAACCUGACCGGCUCCCCGAGCUUCCUGAACGGCUCUGCCGCCAACUCGCCCUACGCAAUCGUUCCCUCCAGCCCCACCAUGGCCUCCUCCACCAGCCUGCCCUCAAACUGCAGCAGCUCCUCUGGAAUCUUCUCCUUCUCUCCGGCAAACAUGGUUUCAGCUGUGAAACAGAAGAGCGCGUUCGCUCCUGUCGUUCGGCCCCAGUCCUCACCUCCACCUACAUGCACUAGCACCAAUGGGAACGGUCUCCAAGAUCAGUCUUUUGUCGACUCUAACAAGUACUCCACAGCCAGCGCGCUCCAGGGCCUGGCCUUCUCCUGAAUUAUCCCUGGAAUGAUCGUUCCUCCAAUGUAGGGUGCGUGUGUGUGUGUGUGUGUGUGUGUGUGUGUGUGCAGACGGAAAGAUGAAACAUGCUCUUUCAUGCCACUGGUCUCACUGAGCGUGUGCAGAAUACUCCGGCGCUGGACUGACCUCGUGGCCCUGUUCUGAAGGAUGAAAAACUACAAACUCAGGCCCUUUUUAAACACAAUCUGCUUUGAAACAAAAAGAUAUAGAGGAAGAACGAUACGAGAAAAAUAUCGAACUGAACUGUUGUACCUCCCUGUUUUGAUGUUGAAAUUUGUACUCACCUUCUAGACACUUUUUAAGAUAAGGGGCGACAGCACAAAUGAUGCUCACCCGCCCCGUCUACACUAUAACAUGAGAGGUAUAUUUAUUUUAAAAACGUAGUUAUUGAUUUGCCAUCAUAUUUGUGUGUUUCUGUGUGUACCACCCUUUUAUGAAAUGAUACCUGACACAAUAUUGCAGUGGUUUCUAUUUAUGAUUUUAGAUGAAGGAUUGCAAGUGAUUUUUGCGCAGUAAUGUCCCACUGAAUUUGUGAAAUUGCAUUUGAAUUUGAAGUCAAUCAGUCUACAAAAUGCCAGCAAUGUAAACUCAUAUUAAAAAAUUAAUUUAUGCCUUUUUUUUUUUUACCAUGGUUAAAAACCGAUUCAGAGCUGAGAAACUCUUUUUGUCACUGUCUUGAUUUUCACAUUCAUAUUCCAUUUGUUGAUAUUAUGCUGCCUUCAAGUCCUUCUGGGAAGUUUAGAUUCGAAAAACUUUUCAAGAGACUUUGGUUGGGAAAAAUGGGCAUGUUUGGCAAUUUCAUAUUUCUCUCUUUUUAAACUUAACGGUAAGCUUUUUAGCACCACUGCAACAAAACUAAAGGGAUAGUUUUCCCAAAAAAUGAAAAGUCAUCAUUUACUCACUCUCAAGUUGUUCCAAACCUGUUUGGUUAUUAAAAUAUCUUUUGUGUUCAACAGGAGAACAAAAUUCAUGCAUGUUUGGAACAACUUGAGGACAUAAAUGAUGACCAAAGGAUGCAUGUAAAGUGUGUACCUGAUGUUUUAUGUAGUUUUUAUAGUUAUUCCUUCAAAGAUUGAUAGUUUUGUCGCAUAAAGUAGUGUUUUUGGUUUAGCUUUAUUGCUAUUCUUGAUCCAUAGCACACAAACUGCAUAUUAACAGUCCAUUUUCAAAGUUAUUAAGAUCAGUUUGUUUCCUCAAUGAUUUGAAUUGGCAGAGCACUAACUCAGAAAGACUUAAGUAAAAGAAACUAAAGUUUCUCACUGGAGAUCAAGAUAUUGCUUUGAUAAAUCUGCCAUGACUUGAAGGCAACAUUUGACAUUUCAUGCUCAUCUCAAGCCAGUUGUAUCAUUAUGUAAUGCCUAAAUGUAUAGACCAAACACUUACCCAUAGUAACACUUACAGAGACAAGGCCGUCAAAAAUCCCAAAAAGCGAUUGCUGCCUUCUUUUCAUAACUACUCUCUAUGGAGGAUCUGCAGUGUCAAAAACAAAAACGCAAAUUAUUAGUGUUUCAUGCCAUUUUAAUGACCUUUUUUUCUUUUAAUUUGUUUGUGUUGUUGAAAAAAACUGUGAUAACUUUUUUUUAUACUUUAGUUUGCAAUGGACUUCCUCCAGUAGAUAAUGUUCAGACUGAACCGACUGAAAGGUCGAGGAGGAAGACAAUUAAGUAUUGGAGCUGUUUUGCUUUUCUUUUGUAGUUCAGUGGUUCUCAACUGGUUUUACCUUUGAGUUUGCCCAACACAGCCCUGAAAUUAUCAUGCAAAAGUAAUGAAAAUGUUUUUAAAAUCAACACUGAAAUGCAUUCAAAUCACUAUGCACAUUAUAUGAUUUUGAUUUACCAAUGUUCUUCCCGCAACUGUUUAGACCUGUUGGCCAUUUUUAGGCCCCGUCCCACCAGUUGAGAACUACCGAUGUAGAUCAGUCUGAGUGUAUGUUCAGGAGAUGAAGGGUUUGGAUGUUACGGCAUAGUCAGCACUGUGAAAUCUCUGUACCCUUCUCACGAAUGAUCCGAGAUCUAGAUGAAGCCAUUACAUUGGAUUCUGGCGUGUAUGCUUUGUACAGACUGAUAAAUAUGUUUGAUUUUAUAAUUCUCUUUUAUUUUGCCAAAGUCAUUGUUUUAAAUAUAUUUAUACAUCAGAAUGGAGUCAUAAGGCAGCUUUAACCUAGACAACCUAGUGUCACUGAUAUAAUGUUUACGACAUGCUUAGCAGAUCUCAUUGACUUUAGUUCUGAGAUUUUGAUGAUCACGAAGGGAUAUAUGUAGGAUAUCCAUAUGAAUAUUGUAUGUAUGUAUCGCUUGAAAUUGUACAUGCUCCAAACUGUCUUCAUGUUUGCGUGUUUUCACUCAUUAUGGCGAUGAUCUGUUUUUAUUUUGUCAUCUGCCAAGUUGUGUCCAUAAAUGUGAUUUUGGAAUUUUAUUUGUAUAGUAAUUUUUGUAUGUCGAAGAACAACUUUUUUUUUUUUUGGCCGUUCGCACAGAGCGAUUGGAUUAUUAUUAUUUUUUUUCUCUAUGAAAAUGUUAUACCAUUUUGUUACAUUGAUUUUGUUUCAGAUGGCAAGAUUUGUUAAAUAGUUUGUAUUUUAAUGCAAUGAAGUUUGAGAGUAUAUUCAACAUGUAAACAAUAUAAUCUUUUAAUUUUGCUUCUCUGGACCUUGCAGAGAAAAGGAUAGUUAUUGUUUUCAUGCUCAGCAAAUAUACAGUAAUAUCUCCCUGUUUUUGAAUAUUUUCUCUCCGGAAUUAGCUUUUUUAAAGGGAAAAUAAUACACUUUUUUUUUUUUUCCCCUUUAUUUCCCUUGUGAAUAAUUCCACAAUCCUUGUUUUUUUUUUUUUUUUUUUUGUGGAAGUGUACCAACAAUCAAAUGUCUUAAUGCAGAUUUCUCUUUUUUACAUUAUUUAUUUAUUUUUUAAAAAAUUAUUUUGAUAGUUUGGUUAGAUAAAAAUAUAAAUGAACAAGUUAAACUAUGGAGUAACAGCACAAGAGUCUAUACAGUUAUUCGCGCAUUCAUUUCAUUCCAUGACACUCCUCUCCACUGUCAUGUCUUAAUGAGUUUCAUCCUUUUUUUGUUCCAGUGCAUCACAUCACAAAACUUUCUGUGUUUCUUGAACAUCUAAGUCGGUAUAUGUGGCUCAUUUCUUUCUGAAUCGUGGCUUUUCCCAUUAUUUAAAUGGACAUCAAUUGCAAAGUUAUCAUUUGAUGGCUACAUGAUUUAUUGAUUAAAAUGUCACGCAUCCAAAUUGACAAGUCAUCUGCUACUAUUUUUCCUGUUGAUUACAUACUUGUUGUAGACUGGACUUUCAGUGGGCAGUUAUUACUGGUGAAAAAUAUAAAGAGAAACUACUGUAAAGAUGAUCAUUUUUUAAAUUACCUUUGAACUGUAAAAUAACUUUUUGACUUUCACAAUAUUUAAUUAAAGUUUCCUCUUGUCUGUGA
Onychostoma macrolepis is the source of this 5715-nucleotide messenger RNA. It is a transcript of the gene ebf1b, whose product is annotated as EBF transcription factor 1b. The transcript has 17 exons. Gene Ontology annotation, molecular function: DNA-binding transcription factor activity, RNA polymerase II-specific; RNA polymerase II cis-regulatory region sequence-specific DNA binding. The coding region runs from base 451 to 2262 and encodes 603 amino acids. The record is from RefSeq and is a predicted model, not a curated record. Lineage: Eukaryota; Metazoa; Chordata; Actinopteri; Cypriniformes; Cyprinidae. Gene Ontology annotation, biological process: regulation of transcription by RNA polymerase II.